AGCCUGGAAGACCCCUGCCACUUUGAUGUGUGAGCUCACCCACCAAUAAUGGCCCAUAGGAUACGCAGUGGAAAUCCAGCCGAAGCAGACGCGUUCAUGAGUCCCGUUCAGGCCGACCUGCCCGCUUCCAUCUGAUUUUUAAAAGAUUCCGGCCAGAGCGAGUGCAGCAUGAGGCUGGUGUGGAAAUCCCUGGACAAGAUGAGGUGUCUGAGGAAACGCUCCACCAUCCCCUUCCUCGGCUUCCUCAUCACCUUCCUCCUCUUCCUGAACCUCUACAUCGAAGAUGGCUAUGUGCUGGAAGGGGAUAAAAGGCAGCUGAGGGAAACGUCUGUCCACCCUCCGAGCUCAGAACGAUACGUUCACACCUUCAGGGAUCUCAGCAAUUUCUCGGGAACCAUCAACGUCACGUACCGCUAUCUGGCCGGAACCCCGCUGAACCGCAAGAAGUAUCUCACCAUCGGACUGUCAUCAGUCAAAAGGAAAAGAGGAAACUACCUUCUGGAAACGAUCAAGUCCAUCUUCGAUCAGUCCAGCUAUGAGGAGUUGAAGGAGAUCGUGGUUGUGGUCCACCUGGCAGACUUUGACCUGGUCUGGUGUGAGAAUCUAGUUCAGGACAUCACCCGGAAGUUUGCUCAUCACAUCAUAGCCGGACGCCUCCUGGUCAUCCAGGCCCCGGAGGAGUACUACCCCUCUCUGGACGGACUGAAGAGAAACUACAACGACCCGGAGGACCGCGUCCGAUUCCGCUCCAAGCAGAACGUGGACUACGCUUUCCUGCUCAACUUCUGCACGAACCUGUCCCACUUCUACAUGAUGCUGGAGGACGACGUGCGCUGCUCCAGGAACUUUCUGACGGCGCUGAAGAAGGUGAUCACCUCCAGGGAAGGCUCCUACUGGGUGAUGCUGGAGUUCUCCAAGCUGGGGUACAUCGGGAAGCUGUACCACUCCAGAGACCUGCCGCGCCUUGCUCAUUUCCUGCUCAUGUUCUACCAGGAAAUGCCCUGCGACUGGCUCCUCAUCCACUUCAGGGGCUUGCUGGCCCAGAAGGACGUGAUCCGCUUCAAGCCCUCGCUGUUCCAGCACAUGGGCUACUACUCUUCCUACAAAGGAGCGGAGAACAAGCUGAAGGACGACGACUUUGAGGAAGACUCCAUAGACAUUCCCGACAACCCUCCUGCCAGUCUUUACACCAACAUCAACGUCUUUGAAAACUAUGACGCCACCAAGGCCUAUAGCUCAGUGGACGAAUACUUCUGGGGCAAACCUCCUUCAACCGGAGACUUUUUUGUCAUAGUCUUUAACAAAUCCACCAAAAUUAGUAAAAUUAAGAUUGCUACUGGCUCUGAUGACCGGCAGAAUGACAUCCUGCAUCACGGAGCCCUGGAAGUCGGUGAAAAGUUAGUCGGCACUAAGAAGGGGAAGCAGUGCUCCUCCUAUAUCACACUGGGGGAGUUUAAAAAUGGCAACAUUGAGGUUCAAGACGUCGACCACAAGAUUGCCUUUGACAUUGAGUGUGUACGUAUUGUGGUGACAGCCAGCCAGAAGGAAUGGAUUAUUAUUCGAAGUAUAAGUUUAUGGACUACACAACCACCAAGCCAAUGAGGACUACACACACACACACACACACACACACACACACACACACACACACACACACACACACACACUCACAGACAGACUCUUAGUACGUCGUAGAGGCAAAUCUUUUUAAUAUUGUUUAGUAAUGUAUGUAUUUCCAGGUUUAUUUAUUCAUUUUGUAUGUAUUUGUUGAUACUCAUUUUGAUUGCCAAAUUGAUCUAUAGUUUUUUAUACCUGCAAGUUGUAACUUUGGUGUUGCAUCUCCACAGUCAUUCUCCAGGACUGUUUAACGGACCUCAGAGUAGCCAUCAACAUUCGCCAGCAAG
This is a messenger RNA of Salarias fasciatus (jewelled blenny), 1904 nucleotides long. It is a transcript of the gene mgat4c, whose product is annotated as mgat4 family member C. The record is from RefSeq and is a predicted model, not a curated record. The coding region runs from base 169 to 1602 and encodes 477 amino acids. Gene Ontology annotation, molecular function: acetylglucosaminyltransferase activity. The transcript is spliced from 5 exons. NCBI's taxonomy places the organism in Eukaryota, Metazoa, Chordata, Actinopteri, Blenniiformes, Blenniidae. Gene Ontology annotation, biological process: protein N-linked glycosylation.